GCCGCCGAUUUGAGCCAAGUCGGCUUGUAUCUCUGGCUGUACGUGUUUAUUAUUAAUUAUAGUAAUUUAUUAAGUGGAUUGAUUAUAUUUUAAAAAUCAUUUACAAAACAUAAACGAAUUUAUAAAAUAACAAAUAAAUUUUUAGCCAGAAAUAGUUUUAAUCUCGCAACAAAAUGUCAAAUAAAGAAUAAACUCGAAUACAGGCGUGCGGAUGGAUGGUCUGCCAAUCAGCCAGUUGUUGAUAGUAAAAUUGUUUUAGAAAUUGCAAAUAACAUUACAUGAAAUUAGUGCAUAAUAUGUAUAUUAUAUGAUUGUUAAGGUGUUAAUAUUGAAAAAACUGGUCAAAAGUAUUUUGUAGUUGUGUUAAUUUCAUUUGGUACAAAUUGGGUUUCGGUAUGUCACAGCCUUCUUCAUAUGGAACAUCAUCUAAUAGUAAUUUAAGUAGUGGAGUUAAGCAACAACAGCAGCAACAUAUCACACAAUCUCUGACAAGAGUACAAAACAUCGAUAUGCUGUCCUAUAAUAGCGGCAAUAUUAACAACAAUAAUGCCAACAACGGCAACAUUACCGUCGUUGCGGAAAGUGGCGGCAACACAUUUGCCAUUAGCAAUAAUACGACGACAUUGGAUCAAACUACCUCCAUAUCGAAUCAAAACACAAAUACUGGAGCAAUACCCAAAGAAAAAUCAGCAAAAAACACCAAACAGCAACAGCCGCGUAAACCACCACCUACUAUAGACACAUUUUGGCCCAACAUACUUCAGGAGGUGCAAACUGCAGUUGUCGACUCGAAGCAUCAGUCUUUACCAUUGGCACGAAUUAAAAAGAUCAUGAAACUGGAUGAAAAUGCCAAAAUGAUAGCGGCCGAAGCACCAACACUUUUCGCCAAAGCCUGUGAGUUCUUCAUUCAAGAACUGACAAUGAGAGCUUGGAUACACACCGAUGAAAGUAAACGACGUACCCUGCAAAGGUCAGAUAUUGCUCAAGCCAUAGCCAACUAUGACCAAUUUGAUUUUCUAAUUGAUAUUGUGCCAAGAGAAGACAUUAAACCACCAAAUCAUAGAAGACAUCACAAUGAGAGCGCAUCUUCGGCCAAUAACAGUAGUAGUAAUAAUAAUGCAACAUCAAGCAACAACUCACCAGCGCCCAUGCCAACGGCGACAAUGACAACAGUGACUGGUGAGAUAUUAAAUGUAUCAGGUCUGCCAAUGGAAACUGCAACAGCGACUGCGUUGCCGGCAACGGCCUCUAUUACGGGAAACCUCAAUCAGACGCAGCCCACCCAAAUGCUAACGACCGCCACUGCAACAACAAAUCAUGCCACACCACAGUUACAAAUUAUACAACAAGCUGCUCAUCCUCAACAGCAUCUACAAUAUUUUAUCACACUGCCAGGACAACAAACAGGUCAGGCUCAAUUAGUACAUCAAUUACAGCUGCAACAGCAGCAGCAACAACAUCUUAACAAUGGCUUAACUGCUGGCACACCACUGACGGCGGCAAGCUUAAAUUUAGUGGCCCAACAACCUCAACAGCUUAUUCUAACUGCAGCUAAUCCCGCAACCGCCCAGGCAGCAAAUGUGAUGCAACAUCAACAACAAACAGCCCUGUUGCAAAACAUAGCUCAGCAUCAACAACAGCAGCAGCAGCAAGUGCAACAACAACAUCAUCCGCAGCAAGUGCAGUUGCUACAACAAGUUAUGUUAACACCCAGUGGCGAGUUAACCAAUAUGCCAAUCGCCAUAAACGCCAAUCAAUUGAAUUUGUUGCGCCUGCAAAUGCAGCAACAGCAACAACAUCAACAGCAGCAACAUCAUCAACAACAAGUUAUAAUACCAACACAUUUAUUAACCGCUCAACAAUUACUACAACUUCAAGCUCAGGCUCAAAAUCAAGCACAGGCUAAUACUGCUGCAGCUACAACAGCGCAUAUAGUACAUCAUCCGGCUCAUAUAACCCAACAACAGCAGCAGCACCAACAACAACAAAAUCAGCACCAUCCUCAAACCACCACACCAACAAAUAACAUUUACAUUAAUUCAAACACAGUAGCAACAAAUCAGUCUACAGCUAACGCUGCUGCUGCCUCAAUGGUGUCCACCGAUCGAAAUAUGGGCAGUACGUUUCGAAACAAUUGCUAGCCUCAGAAAAAUGUCCAAGGCAACUGUUACUUGACAAAUGCCGAGGAUUUUCUAAACUUAGUGUAAAUUAUAUUUAUUUCUACAUGUCGUCAUUUCAUUUUAAACCGACUUUAAUUUAAUAUGUAUGUAAUUUUUAAAUGAGUCUUAUAAUUAUUAUAAUUAAAAAUAUGUAUUGUAAUUUUUCCUUCUUUGUUUAAAUAUUUCCAUGUAUUUCCUUAAACCAGAUAAACAUAGCUUAUAUGUUUGUAUAAUAAUAUUUAGUAUUAGUGUUAAGAUUAUUUUAAUUUCCCAAAAAAAGAGAAAAAUAAUAAAUAAGUUAAUCUUUGAUAACAAAACAAAAUACAAUUUAAUUUAUAGAGUUCUAAUUAUAAAAUGUAUGUAUAAUAUUCGCUCACGAUCAGAACGAUCUUCAUGUAUAAAGUUUAAACA
Molecule: messenger RNA, 2570 nt
Organism: Lucilia sericata (common green bottle fly)
Lineage: Eukaryota; Metazoa; Arthropoda; Insecta; Diptera; Calliphoridae
Product: nuclear transcription factor Y subunit gamma
Exons: 2
Coding region: 396-2141 (581 amino acids)
Biological process (GO): regulation of DNA-templated transcription
Cellular component (GO): CCAAT-binding factor complex; nucleus
Molecular function (GO): DNA-binding transcription activator activity, RNA polymerase II-specific; protein heterodimerization activity
Source: RefSeq, a predicted model, not a curated record